Messenger RNA from Pichia kudriavzevii, 1221 nucleotides. RefSeq lists its product as uncharacterized. Gene Ontology annotation, molecular function: alpha-1,2-mannosyltransferase activity. Lineage: Eukaryota; Fungi; Ascomycota; Pichiomycetes; Pichiales; Pichiaceae. Gene Ontology annotation, biological process: cell wall mannoprotein biosynthetic process; protein N-linked glycosylation. The transcript has a single exon. The coding region runs from base 1 to 1221 and encodes 406 amino acids. Gene Ontology annotation, cellular component: Golgi apparatus; membrane. The record is from RefSeq and is a predicted model, not a curated record.
AUGGGGAAAGUUCUAUCUUAUAGGUAUUUGACAUGUCAGGUAGCUCUCCUGUUUGUAUUCCUUGUGUUUUUCCUGAUAUAUUUGCUGUCAGUAGAUUGGGAUUUUACGUUUAUAUGGAAAUCAACACCAAAAGUUGAAUUGUUCAACGAUAAUGACAUUGAAAUCCGUAUAAAGGAAGGUGUAGACUCUGCGAAUCGUGUUCAGGAUGCUACAUUAUUUACUCUUUGCCAGAACACAGACCUGGGUGGAAUGCUACAUAGCAUCAAAUCGGUUGAAGAACGGUUUAACAAUCGCUAUCAUUAUCCAUGGGUUUUCGCCAAUGAUGUGCCAUUUAGUGAUGAUUUCAAAGAUAGAAUAUCAGAAGCUGUUAGUGGAAAUGCGAUUUUCACCACAAUACCAAAACAGUAUUGGGAGGUGCCUGCUAAUAUUGAUAUGAAAUAUGUUGAGAUGCAACUAAAGAAGAUGAAGGCAGAGGGAGUCCUAUAUGGUGGAAAUCUUUCAUAUAGACAAAUGUGUCGAUUCAACUCUGGGUUUUUCUAUAAGCUAGAAGCUUUGAAGGAAUACGAAUGGUAUUGGAGAGUGGAGCCAAACAUUAAGUUCAAAUGCGAUAUUCCAUAUGAUCCAUUCCAAGUUAUGAAGAAAGAGGAAAAAGUAUAUGGGUUUGCAUUAGCGAUGAUAGAAGAUCCAAGGACGAUAAGGAGGUUAUGGAAAACAACUAGAGAUUAUUUUGAAACCCAAGAAGACUGGGCUAGUAAGAUUCCAGAGAGUAGCCAUUACAACAAGUUUGACGAUGAUUCAAGGUCUCUUGAAUUCAUUGAGCAAAAUGUGGAUGCUAAAGAAAUGGUCCGUGGUGACUUCAACCUCUGUCACUAUUGGACAAACUUUGAAAUUGCCAACUUGGAUUUUUUUAGGAGUCCCAAUUAUGAAAACUAUUUCCAAAUUCUGGAUAAUACCGGUAAUUUUUUCUAUGAACGAUGGGGAGAUGCCCCUGUACAUACGUUAGCAGUCAGUUAUUUACUACCUGUAUCCAAAAUCAAAUACUUUGAUAACACAGGGUAUUUUCACGAAACAAUCGGCAACUGUCCUAGAGAGAAGAGUCUUCAUCGAGAACUAAAUUGUAUGUGUUCCCGGUAUACAGAGUUUAGUUGGAAUGUUUACUCGGCUGUUCCGCGUUGGUUCGAGGCCUUUGGACUCCCCCUGCCCAGAGAGAAACACUAUUAA